This is a messenger RNA of Camponotus floridanus (Florida carpenter ant), 1403 nucleotides long. RefSeq lists its product as uncharacterized. The coding region runs from base 77 to 1207 and encodes 376 amino acids. The transcript has 10 exons. The record is from RefSeq and is a predicted model, not a curated record. Lineage: Eukaryota; Metazoa; Arthropoda; Insecta; Hymenoptera; Formicidae.
UUACACAACCAUUUUAUAGAAUAACACUCAUAUACGCUUGUAUGCAGUUUAGUGCGUUAUAAAUCAAUUAAUUAAGAUGUAUUUUGUUGUAUUUUGCCAUGAUUGGUGUGCGACUGUGCCAGCAUGUUGGUUAAAUCUUAAAAUACAUAAAGUACAAUGGCCCCCGAAAACUAGUAAUCCAACGAUGGAAUCUAAAAAAGCGACUAAUCCAAAAGAUAAUUGGGCAGUCAUCAAAUACACAAGAGUGUUAGGACCGUAUAGUAAUUACGAAACUGCCAGAGCAGUAGAAAUUGCUGCUGUUGAUUUAUCGACUAACGAUGAUGAAGAGCCAUUACAAAACAUUACUAAUCAAAGUGAUCAACUUCCGCAGAAACGCCUUCGAAAAAAACCGGCACAUUUAAUUUCAUCUGAUGAAGAAGAUGCUGAUAAUGAAUCGGAGACCAUUACAACUAAAAUUAAAAAAAAUAUUCCCAAACCUACAUUUGCAUAUAAUGUUGAUCACAAAGAACAAAAAAAUUUGGUGGAAUCUAAAGCAAAAGGUCCAACAAAUGCCUCUAAAUGUCAGAAAGUAAAGAAUAUUGAAGAUGAAAAUAUAUAUUUGGAGCCUGACAAUAACAAUAACCAUAAGGAUGAUGAAUUACUCGAAGACACAGAACUCUUGGAUUACGGAAAUUAUUUUGCAGACCCAGUACAAUCUGAAAAAGCUAUUGAUUUAAAAAAAGUCAAACCUGUUAAUAAAUGUGACAAAAAUCUCAAUUCUGAUUCAGUUUAUUUCCAACCACGCAAGGAUGUUAAAAUUAUUCAUAGUAUUAAAACCAAUAUACCAAUACGUGUAGUAAGCCAAGAAAAGCCUGAGUCUUCUCAUGUUUCUUCAGUUGUAAAGCAAAAAACUACUGCUGCUACUGUUAAGGAUCCAUCCUCCACGAAGUGUCAUACACAUUGUUGUUCUGCAUGUCGUCUCAAUAUUGAAAGAAUAUUGCAUAAACUUGAAGCUUUAAGUAUGUUUCUUAUGGACUCUAAUCACAUUAAUGAAAAUCCGCAAAAUGCUAAUGCCCUACCACAAUUUCCUAUACAAAAUAUAGAAAGUUUAAAGGCAUUUAAUAAAUUAUUAGAUGACGAUGCAGGAGCACGUAAUCAAUAUAAAAAGAUGAUUCAGAUGAGAGGUGGCAGAGAUGUUAAGAAACAUAUCCGUCAAAUACCAUAUUAAACGACGAUUUGGCAUGCAAACUAUCGUGGACAGGUCAAAAAAAAACGAUCGGAGUCAAAGACAUGAAAUUUGUUGAUGUUUUUGUAGAAGCCAUGAUCGCUUCGGAGGCUUGCACCAUUCAUGAGGUCCAGACAAUAAUACAAAGCUGGCUUCAGCAUGCCGGUGAUCGCGUUCGAUACCAUGAAAAAAAACACAA